This is a messenger RNA of Solanum lycopersicum (tomato), 1198 nucleotides long. The record is from RefSeq and is a predicted model, not a curated record. NCBI's taxonomy places the organism in Eukaryota, Viridiplantae, Streptophyta, Magnoliopsida, Solanales, Solanaceae.
AAACUUUUAAGACACCACCCACCACUUCACUACACCCCCACCCCCACCAUUCUCUCUUCUCUAUUGUCCCUAUCUCUAUUCUUGUGUUGCAUAUUAUAUUUAUUUCUCUUCAGAAAAUAUGUACAUAAUUAAUUUCACUUGUUGAAUGUGCUUUUGUAAUUGUAUAUUUUUUCUUUCAUUAAAUUAUGGCGGGUGCAAGUACAAAUUUUGAAGAAAACGAUGAUGAUGAAUAUAAUGGAGUAAUUAGUAGACAAGAAGUUCAAGCUGCCAUUGCUAAAGCUGUAGAACUUAGAGCUAUUCAUGCCUCUUUAUUACAGGGUAUUAAUAAUAAUAAUAAUAGCCCUGCUAAUUUUAUCAAGUGUCCUCCUCAUUCUUCUUCUUCUUCUUCCCCUGCUGCUAAUCUCUUUUCUGCUCAAGAUUAUCCUAUUUUUACACCAAGUUAUGAAGAUGCUCCAUUACCUGGAUCUAAACAACUACACCUCGAUGAUCGAGACUAUGCUGAUCUUUGGGAUGAUAAUGGUCUUGGUGGAGUAACAAAUUGUGAUGAAGUUAGUCUAUCGAAUGACAGAAAGGCGAAUUCCUCCUUAAGGAAAGGAAUUUCAUCGAAUAUGAUCAAAUCGGAAUGUCAUAACUGUCCAACUGAUGAUCAGAGAUUGGUCACCGGCUCUUCUACUGGUCAUAUCACUCUGCUUAGAAACUCUCCUGGUGGUGAUUACUCUAACUCUAGAAGAAGCUCUUUGGGUGACUUGAGAUCAUUUUCGUCUUACAAUAGAUCAUGUAAACCUGCUAUAGUAAGUGCUGAGACAGAUGGUGCUAGCAGAAGUGGGAAAACGUCUAAUGUAAUCGUGCCAUUGACAAAUUCACACUCUUUAAAUCAAUUGCAGCAAAAGAGUAAAGGAAUGAACUUGUCGUGGUUGUUCCCUAAGUUAAAGAAGAAAAACAAGAAUGAGAAUUCACCAUAUCGGAGAGAGGCUGAGGAGGUCUCUCAGAUUUGUAAGGAUCAUAUCGGGGUGGUUUCUGUUGAAACGUUGAGGAAAGAACUCGCGGUAGCAAAUGAAAGCAGAGAGGCAGCCUUGAUGGAAGUUGCGGAAAUGGAGAGUUAAAGCACAAAAUGGAGUACUUAGAAACUUAUUGCGAGGAGCUUAAGAAAGCCUUGAGAGAAGCAAUUCAAACAAAAGAAUCUCAAGUAUCUAACAUG